UGCGCAUGGUACCAGGUCGAAUGAGUAUUGCCCCGCAUUGCUAUCCAGCGGUAAACACAUGUACUCAAGCCUUUGACAAAGCACGGUAGGUUUGUUGUUGGCGCGUCUUGGACAUGGAAUCUAGUAGCAUGGAAUCUUGUAGCCACACCUUGUGUCUACGGGCAUGGACAUGAAGUCGCUCUUCGCGGAGGCUUGUGCAGCUCUCAUGUUGCACACUAGCGUGACCUGCAUACCCUUGACCUAUGUAUUGCUCAUCCAGGGGCAGACCAAUGGUGAUGCUGGCGCAAAGCGAUGCGAAUUGCCUCUCCACGGCCUAUCCCGCUCCGAGCCCGUGGUACGAGCAGCAGCACGGUCGACUACAAGCUGUGUGAACCAGCGGUGUCCUGUGCACGGAUGGGUUGCUGGCCGGAUGCCAGUGCCGUGGCCCCUGCAACGCCAAUGCGCAUGCACAUCUCCCGCUGGUGCCGCUCGUUCCAAGGCACACGGAUGCGUGCGUACCAAUUCAGAGACUUCAGAUGUGGCGUCGAGGCGCGCGAUGAUGGCCGUCGAGACGAUGGCCAGAGCUAGGCAGGCAAGGCUGGCAAGCCACGGCGGAUCCGCAAAUGGGCAGGCGAAAGAGGUUCUUGCAAGGUGGUGAGACUGGCAACAAGGAGAUCGCGUCAUGGUGACCGACUGCCAUGACCUAAUCCACGACGCCACAGCAGCGCUAACGGCAGCCAUGCAAUGUGGGUCGGACGUCUGGACUACGGCGCAACGUGCUCUCGAUGCCGUCGUGUGUUUGCAGACGCCGCUGCGGCGUGCCUGGCGUGGCCUCGCAGCUCCGCUUCGUCAAAGGCAGAGCC
Messenger RNA from Paraphaeosphaeria sporulosa, 842 nucleotides. RefSeq lists its product as uncharacterized. The transcript has a single exon. The record is from RefSeq and is a predicted model, not a curated record. Bases 164 to 637 code for a protein of 157 amino acids. NCBI's taxonomy places the organism in Eukaryota, Fungi, Ascomycota, Dothideomycetes, Pleosporales, Didymosphaeriaceae.